Contarinia nasturtii (swede midge) is the source of this 953-nucleotide messenger RNA. Its product is annotated as tetratricopeptide repeat protein 12. Gene Ontology annotation, molecular function: protein binding. The record is from RefSeq and is a predicted model, not a curated record. Bases 58 to 753 code for a protein of 231 amino acids. NCBI's taxonomy places the organism in Eukaryota, Metazoa, Arthropoda, Insecta, Diptera, Cecidomyiidae. The transcript has 6 exons.
AAAAUAUACCAAUUUGAUAUUAAGGAUAUCGAUUUUAAAUUUAAAAAAAGAAGAGAAAUGGCAGAAACUCAGAAAAUGAUAAAACGCCAACAAACUCAAGCACAUUUGGGUAAAGAUGAAGAGGAUUUUCGACAAUUUGAAAAUAGAAUUGAUGAAGUUCAUCAUUUGCUAAAAGGAAUGAAUAAUUGUGACAGAAAACUCUCGACAUCUGCAUUUGAUAUUACCAAAGAAUUCACGAAUAAAUUAUCGACAGAUGAUUUUGUUGUUAAAAUAACCGAAAAUCGUACAGUUAUAAAUAAGGAAGAAAAACCGGAAAUGAAUCGAUUGACAUUUAUGCAGGAAGUAGAACGAGACGCCAAACGUCGUACAGAAGAACGAAAGCAACGUGAAUCAGUUGGUCAAAACUUACGAAAAAUCGGUAAUGAAGCCUUUCGAAAUGGUGAAUUCGAAAAAGCUAUUAGCAUGUACUCAAAAGCCAUUGAUCACGUAAAGGAUAGCCCCGUUCUUUAUAAUAAUCGAGCACUUACUUAUAUUCGAUUGGGACUGUACAAAAAAGCGAUUAUUGAUUGUGAUUUUGUGUUGCAAAAAUUGGAUGAAAAGAAUGUACGUUCUUGGUUGUAUCGUGCCAAAGGCUACUAUCUAUUGGGCGAAAAAAGAGACUUCGAAAAAAGUGUGAACGAAGCAAAAAAGAAUAAUCCCAAAAAUUUGGAAUUUAUUGAAAAAACGAUUGCGAAUAUUUUGGAAAAUAAAUAAUGGACACCUUUUCAGAAACUUCAUUGGAAAAUGCAUGUACUUUUUAAAAAAAAUGAAUGAAGUCUCGUCCACAUUAUGGAAUAAGCCAACUUAAUUGUGAACCAAACAUGGAAAUACCACAGUUUGACAUAUACACAGAAAUUUGAUUGAAAGAUGUCAUUCAAACAAAAAUAAAGUGAAGAAUUCAUUGUUAAAUUAAA